CGUAUAAAUGAAGGCUUCAAGCAUUCCGAUCUCCAUAGUCCUUGAAUCCCAACAUCAUCCACAUUAACACAUCUCUUUAACCUAAUUUCAUUAUCAUCAUGUUUACUUCAUUAGCUCGCUUCACACUUGCUCUUGCCCUCGCAUCUUCUGUUCUCGGUGCUGCUAUCCCUGUAACGACAGUGGCCCCUGACACUACCGCGACUGCAACUGCUACUUCGGUUGUACCUGCUACUUCGGUUGCACCUGCUACUUCGGUUGUACCUGCCACUUCGGUUGUACCUGCUACUUCGGUUGCUUACCACAAGGGUCCUGUUGGUGCCCUGUUUAAGAACAACGUUCAUGAUAGGAUUCAGACCUCUGAAGCACCCGUAGCAACUGCAAUUACAGAAGCAGGCAGACUUAAUCCUUCCCGCCGAUCCGGCGAGCUCUGGAAGGGGAGGGAACACCAAGAGGUAGCACGAGAUGGCGCUUCCUCUCGCCGAUCAGGCGAACUCUGGGAGUCAUUUGUGCACGAAGUAGCACGAGAUGGCGCUUCCUCUCGCCGAUCCGGCGAACUCUGGCGUGGACUUGAACACGAGGAGGUUUCCGCGUCUCCUGAUGCUUGAGCCAUAUUGCGUCAUGCGGAGAUUAGUAUUGAUCAAUCAUGCGCAUGAGCGAGGAUCUCCGCGCUCUCGCUGUGUACGCGGGCGUAU
Suillus clintonianus is the source of this 692-nucleotide messenger RNA. RefSeq lists its product as uncharacterized. NCBI's taxonomy places the organism in Eukaryota, Fungi, Basidiomycota, Agaricomycetes, Boletales, Suillaceae. Bases 99 to 605 code for a protein of 168 amino acids. The transcript is spliced from 3 exons. The record is from RefSeq and is a predicted model, not a curated record.